AUGCCAGACUACGGUAAGAUGAAUAAAUCGAUGGGUGCUGUGCCGAGGAUAGAGGUGGGUUCUGCUACGCCAGUGGAUUUACAAGGUACUAAGGAUUUAGUACAGCGGCAGAGUCUAAAACAAGCGAGUUCCGCUAAACUUCCUCGCGUGCAAGAUAGUGGUGCUGGAACGGCGGCGGCGGUAACGCCCCCACAGGAGAGCCUCACUGGACAGAAGAAAUAUGUGGCGAUGCUCCCUGAACCUACAGCAAAUGAAAAUAACCAUCAUCAUAGCAACAAUCUGCCGGGACUCGUCGAGGGGCUACAUGAAUUCGAAGUGUUUGCCGCUCCGCAACCGGUGUUACAACAAACUGCGUCCUCGGCGUCACUUUCGCCCUUAACUAAUGCAAACGAGUUUGUGGAGAGUAAAGACGUUCCAGAAGCUUUAGAGACAAACCCUGUUCAGUACCAACCGACGGCGGGCGCGAAGAAACGUGGGGAGGCGCAACAACAGAUGAACGAGGUGGCAAUGUCAAGGGUCAAAUCGGUCCAUGGUACCACUGCGAUACUGGCCGAGAAACAGAUGGCCACAAGAACGUGGAAUUGGAACCGUCUGCCGCUCAACGGAAUGUCCUGUCUCAUCAAGCUGAAAAACUCAAACGUCGUGAAAGUGGAGAUCGACGGACAACUGAAACAGUUGCAAUACAACGUGAAAUACAACCCUGCAUUACCCAUAAUGGAUAUUUUUUACUCCUUCAAUCACGAGUCAAAACCUAUGGACUGUCUCGUGUGCUCCAAAGAACGACUGAAGGCAUUCAGCUCGUUGAUGGUUGACUCGUUCAAUAGGGCUCAGAUUCUGAAUCAACAGGGUCAGACCAAGAACGGGAAGCCGGUGAAUACACUGUUAACUAUGUAUUCAAAGGAGGCAAGCGAUUAUCUUCUUGAGGAUGGCUCUGAAAUUGGGACAGUCGUACAUUUGUGGCUGCUUCAACUGCAAAAGAUGUUGUCUCAGACAAACUCUUUAUUCUUCUCUAGCGAGAUUCUCCAGAAUCUUUUGAAGCGCAAAUCAUUGGCAAGGAAAACGUUUCAAGAGCAACAGCAACAACCAUAUCAGCAGCAGCAGAAGCAGCAGAAUGCCCCGCAGGACAUUGACAAUGGACUAUUAUAUAUUCAACAGGAAGACACAAACAUUCACACCCAACCAAAACCUGUUCUAAAAGACCCCAUUGAGGAGAUAGACAUAUUGGUGUUGACUACGCCGAUUGCACAAUUGACGAGUUGGCAGCUGGCUUUUGACGAGCCAAAUUUGGAUAUUGCCGACUACAAAGUCAACAUUGCACCUUGGAACGCAGCUUCUGAUGAUAUAGAAGUGUCAAUGAAAAGUGACCCGCCUGUCUUGUUAGUAUCCGAUGAAAAGGACUUGAUAAAGUUAAACAGGACGAAUUUUAAAGAAUACUUGACAGAUUGCAUGGGCAGACCUCUGAAUCAACAGGAGGUGGACCAGGAGACUUUUGAAGGUGAGUUAAGUGAUGGUGACAAUGACAUGUUUGAUGAGAACGGAGUAGUGGGCUCAAAAACUAUGAAUACGGAAAAUAUUACCUCCACCGUAAGUCAAACAAUGGCCGAACCGCCUUUAAAGGCUACAGAAUUAAAUGUGUCCCUCGCUGACCAACACUCUGCACCGAAAAAGGCUGCCAAGAAAAAGUCGAGUAUAGUGAACUUUUUCAGGAGGAGGCACACAUCUUCGUCAAAUGUAAAUACAGCCAAACUACCGACCAAAAAGGAGACUAAUGCCGCUCAAAUUUUUACUGGUGUCGAUCCAAAACCGGUUUUCAAAGUACCACAGAAAGUUACCUUGGAUGGAUUAAAAUCGGAAAAGUAUCCGUCACCGGCACCGUCGGCGGUAAGCUCAUCAAUGCAAAUGGAACCACUUUACCAAUCGAUAUGGUUGGAAAAAUUCUUUGGUAGAUCGCUAAGCAAUUUCAAGAGCGUGACUAUACCAACUCAGUAUUUCCUGCCCAAAAAUAGCAGGUCACCUGUGUCUCCCGUAUCUUCUAAAAGUACUUCAGAUAAUUGUGAUGAAAAAACGAAAAACGGACACCAUUACAACAAGGUUUAUUUGCAACUGAAGCUGCCUUUCCGAAGUGAGAGUAUUCCCUGCAUUUUCUGUCCCUGGUUUUGGAAUGUUCUUUCAAGGAAUAAAUGGUCUGUCCUAGUUCAAGAGAUGUACAGAUGCCUAGAACCCGAGGGGUACGCGCUCGCGGUAUUGACCGACCUUCGUCCGACAAAUAGUGACCCACUUGAGAGCAAGUUUUUGAGUACCAAAGAAAGGGAUAAUAUAUUCGAUGAUGUCGCUAUUGAUGCCAUCAACCACAACCUAUACAUUCAUCCUACAAAGCACGUGGCAGAGAUGUUUAAAAACCAUGGGUUUACCAGUAUCAAAACAUCCACUUUAAGUCUGAAACUGGGUGAUCUGGCAACCCAUAUGGGACCGGUUAACGAGUUUAUAUGUUUGAUGAUGUUGAACUUCUUGUUUAAGCAUAACUUGAGGUCGUCUGAUGAAAUAAAAAAUCCAGGAGCUAGCUUAGAGAGAUACAUGGCGGAACAUUGGAACAAAGUGGACGACGCUGCUGGGACGUUUAGAAUUGCCUAUCUGGUUGCACAGAAACCAAAGGUCACUCCACCUCCUUAA
Molecule: messenger RNA, 2670 nt
Organism: Huiozyma naganishii CBS 8797
Lineage: Eukaryota; Fungi; Ascomycota; Saccharomycetes; Saccharomycetales; Saccharomycetaceae
Exons: 1
Coding region: 1-2670 (889 amino acids)
Source: RefSeq, a predicted model, not a curated record